UAUAAACAAUCCAACAAUGGGUCGGGUACCAAAGAUGGAAUUGUCAUUUUAUUACUCUUAAACUUCUAAAUUUUUUGAAACUGCGCUGUAUUCAUAAUUCCACAAUUUGAGGAUGUUACGUUGACGAAUUUUGAAACACGCGACUUACUGUUUAGAACUUCAUGUUUUGUUUCUUCAUGUUUCUCAAUCGAUAGAUUUAGCAUUUUGACUUUGUCUUCAGACGUUCGGUUUGUCUUGAGCUCUUGUUUACAAACUACUUGGCUCAACUGAACCAUACACUGUGUUUUAAGUUGUCAUCUGAAUGUUCUGCGAUUUGGGGGAUUCCAGCUGCAGAUGUGAAUGUUUUAGUAUUAAAAGUUUGAAUUAACAUUUCUUAGAGUCUAAGUUAGUAACUUGGACACAAUUUCCCACCAGAAUGAUUUCAAUUUUGCAGAAGGGUUGGGACCUAUUCAUGCUUGUUUUGGGUUUUCCAGCACAGCGUGCUGUUUGUUUUCGACCUCAUGUUCUGCCAAUCGUGAUUGGGUUGUGUCUGGGUAUAACUAUUCACAUGAUGUUUGCGCCUUUCUUGGAAGAAGGUUGCACUCUACACUUACAGUCAGCAAAUGUAAAAUCUGCCUCCCAUGGGGAGUCACACAAAGCUCUUACAGGGAAUGAUGACUUUGAAGCAAGGAUUGUAAAGACUAUACCUAAUAUUACACACGUUGAUGCAAGUGCAGCUAGACCGAAAGUUGCUAGACCUCGUUUUAUUACAACUGAGCUUGGAAUAAGAGAAAAACUGUUUGUUGCUGUUUUUACCAGUGCUUACUCAAUCGAUAAAUUGGGAGUUGCUCUUGAUAAAACACUUACCAAUCAUGUGACAAAAGCAAUCUUCUUUACAAUUGAAAAACCAAAAGUCAUACCGACAGGAUUACCAACAGUUGCCUUCAGUGACAGUCAUAAUGAAAUGCUGCCACUGCAUGUCUUAAAAUACAUCAAAGAACAUUAUGCUGAAAAUUAUGACUUUUACCUUUUCCUGUCAGACAGAACCUAUUUGCGAGCGGACAAGUAUAUAAACCUGGUUGAGCAUAUUAGCGUGAGAGAUGACGUUUACAUGGGAGUACCAGCAAUGGAAAGAAAGUUUUGUUCACUUGAAGGAGGUGUGUUGCUAUCACAGUCUGUGAUAUCCCAGGUUCUCUCGCGCGUAGACUCAUGCCUUGGAGACGUUCACCCAGACAACCCCAGUGUCACCCUGGGAAGAUGUGUACACCAGACUACCCAGAGAAACUGUGCACAAAAAGGAGGGGAUCAAUCACUGGCCUAUUUCCACCUGGAGGAUUUUGACUAUGAUGCUGACAUAGACCGUCUCCGUGAUGACCCAGCAUUCAACGCCUCCCUCACUUUCUAUCCAAUGCCUGAUGACAUCGCACACUACAAACUGCACAGAUACAUGUGCUAUGUGGAUCUCAAUGAGACCCGGUCAGCAAUACAGACCCUGGAGAGGGACAUUGUCCAGCUGAGUGGACAGUCACCAGGGGGGCGUGGCAGUCUCACCUGGCCACUGGGGGUGCAGCCAUCCUACAAGCCAUUGAACCGUUUCUCCGUGCUGCAGUGGACCUACUUCACUGAGACCCAUCUCUACCUGGACAAUGAGCUCACCAACAUCAAGGAAAUCACAGGUGCUGACAGAUUGGAUAUCGCAGAUAUCAAAAAGUUCACCAUGGACAGCUUGAGUGAGAAAUACUAUUCACGAUAUGAGCUCCAGCGAAUACUCAACGGGUACCGUCGCUUUGACCCGACCAGGGGUAUGGAAUACGUGCUGGAUUUACAGCUGACAGACAGAAAUCAUCAGAAUGCAGAAACUGUGAAACGAGUUCUCAUCAUUCGACCACUCGGGAAAGUUGAGCUUGUCCCUAUGCCGUAUGUGACAGAAAAUAUGAUGGUGAAUGUAAUACUUCCCUUGCUCCCUGAUGAAGUGGGACUGUUUGGUGUUUUCAUAGAUUCAUAUGCUAGGUCAUGUCUACAGAACAAAGAAGACGUGAGGCUUAUCAUAGCGUUGCUGUACCCAAAUUUAGCAGCUGGUGAAACCCGCACAAAGGACCUGUUUGGUCGUCCCAAGGCACUUGUCAGUGAUUUCAGCAAGAAGUUUGAUACGCAGGGUAAAUUGACAUGGAAAGCUUUGGAAAACGUUGUGUCCGAUAUUGAUGUCAUGGACUCGUUGCUCCCUGAAUUCAAAACGGAUUCUCUGAUUCUUAUGACCACUGUUAACAUGGAGAUGUCCACUGAAAUCACCAAUUCCUACUUUAAUCGUGUUCGAAUGAAUACAAUCAAGGGAAUGCAGGUGUUUUUCCCUAUGGGGUUUUGGCAACACAAGCCUAAUCUUAUUUACAAUAAGAAACCAUUGCCGUCUUCAGUGGAGGUCGGUCAAAAGCUAGGUGUAUUCAGUCCAAGAUCAACGCAACAUGCAAGUUUCUAUAUGUCUGAUUACCAAACAGUAAGAAAGCUGUUGCUGCCCUCAGGAUCAAAAUCAGGGGACAUUUUCAAUAUGUUUCUCAACUACAAGAACAUCCAUGUUUUCCGAGCUGUUGAGCCAAAUCUGAAACUGAAAUGGAUGAACUUGACCUGUGACCCCAGAGUCACAACCCAAAAAUACCAACAAUGCAUCACACGGAACUUGGAAGGUCUUGCGAGUCAACAUCACUUGGCCCUGCUGAUCUUUAACCAAACGGAUAUCUCAAAAUCGAGGUUGAUGGCCGUUCAAGGGUCGAAGUCACUGGAUCGGGGUCGAGCGGAGUCACUGCAAGGUGACCUCCCUGGUGGCCUCAGUUUACCCCUACAAUCUUUAAACCAGGCUAAUAUGGACCCUGAACCAGCUGACCCAGUGGCUGAGGAUAUGUUACUUGUUGACAUUAAGAAAAGAAGUUAAUUAUUCCUAUUCAAGGCAAAAAUAUGUAGUUACAAAAAGGUGUGAUUGUUUAAUUUAAUGCUCUCAAUGCUAUGCAUUUUUGUUACUCCCAGUUUUUGUGUUCAGUGUCUUUUUGAACAUUCCUUUUCACAGACCUGUAACUGUGACCAGCUUUUCAGCAGGCCUAUGCCCCUGUUUGUACUUAAAAGAGUCUUGCUUAGGUUUUGCAUGCAAGACGAAAUGUAAGUAAAGGUUUGUGUGCAACAAGUAUAUUUCUCAGUAACUACUUCAGUUAUUACAUUGAAACAUCACACAUGUUUUGGGGACGAUCAUGUGAGGUCACAGGCUUAGGCUUAUAACUCUGAAGUACAUUUGAGGAUUAUUCUCCUUUUUUAACUUCAACAAUAUAGGUAUACGUUUGCAUGCAACAACUCUCAUCUCUAUCUGACAUGAGAACAUCUCAUGGAAUUUGAUUUGGAGCCAUUUGAGUCAGUCAAAUUCAUUGUUGCUUGCAAUGUAUACAAAGUUUGCUUUUAAGAAUUUAAGUUAGGUUGAAGAUAUGUGUCUUGUUCUGAGAAAACUGGGCAUAAUGCAUGUGCGUAAAGUGUCGUCCCAGAUUAGCCUGUGCAGUCAACACAGGCUAAUCAGGGACGACACUUUCCGCCUAAACUUGAUUUUCGGUAAGGAGGGACUUUGUUGAAACUAUAAAUACCAUAAAAGCGGAAAGUGUUGUCCCUGAUUAGCCUGUGUCGACUGCAAAGGCUAAUCUGGGACGACCCUUUACGCACAUGCAUUAAGCCCAGUUUUUUCAGAACAAGACACAUAUUGUGGUGAAAUGCUGUGCAUAGAUAGCUCAUACACUGAUCUAGCGAAGGAUUGCAUUCCGGGUCAGUAGGAUCAAUGCCACUGUACCCAAAAAAUAGAAAAAACAGUUUCCACUCAACUUGAGUUUAGAUAGAGGUUUUGUGCUUUAAUUUUGUUUGUGGGAAUCUCAUGUUCCGUCUUAGUUUGAGAUUGCAUUUUUAGCCAGUCAAGGUCACUGCUCCUAAAAAUAGAAAAAUGGUGUCCUUUCAAUAACUGCUUUCUGGGGGAAGAUAUUGGCUGAAAUUUUAUGUGAAGGUAGCUUAUUAACAGUCCUUGUUUAUAAUGUUAAUUAAAUGCAGCAACAUUAGUUGGGCAAAAUAUUUAAUGUUAUAUACAGUAUACUAUAUAACUACUACAGAUAUUCAAUUCCAAAUGUGUCUUUGUGGUCAUAAUAUAAGAUGACUGACAGAAAACAAACAUCCAAAAGGGAAGAAACGUCACGCAUGCUGUCUUUGAACAGUUCUUAUUUUUGUGGUGCUAUCGAUCUUAGUUUGUGUUUGUUUAUAUAUUGAAUCUUCCAUUUUGAAUCUGAUGGUCUGUUUGUGGAAUUGCAACCAAUAGCUGGGGAACACACCCGUCUGAUUACUUUUGUUCUCAUUCAUUUAUAGCAAGUUCAGUUCAAGACUGAGCCACACAAAUUGUAAUGGAAUUGGUCAUGAACUUAUGUUUGUGGCCAUUCUCCCCCUACCUAUGAUUUAAGCAGGGCAGUUGUCAAUUACUGGCAUAAGUAUGUGCACUUAGUACUGGACAACAAGCUAGCCCAGCUGAACUGACCAUUAUUAAAACCCUUUCGCAGGGGUUCCACUGGCCCAAAAAUAGUUGUCGCCACUUUUUCGCGGCGCGAAAACUGUCAGUUAUUCAGAGUCUUAAUUCGCUUUAUUUAUACAUAAAAACAUUGGUUUGCACAUGAUUGCACAUAUAACCAAUUUUAUCUAAUAAUGUUAACAUCAAUGGAACAGUAUGCUGCAUACAUUUUUUAUAAAAAUUUAUUUAAACAUACAAUCACACAAAUGUACAUCAUCUGGAAGGGAAAAAAUUCAAACAUCAGUAAAUAAAGCCUCUCAAUUUAAUUGUUUACAGUUACAUUUCAGAAAAUAAAACAUGUAUAUUUAAUUGUUUAACAGUUACAUUUGGUCAUUUGGCUAAUAAGAUGCACAUAAACUGAAAGGGAAAAAAAUGAUACACAUCUGAACGACAAACAUCUCAAUUUAAAUUAACAGUAAUUUGUACACACAUUUCCACACAUGGUUAAAGAUUUUGAACACUCAAUGAUUUAAAAUUCUUCUGUAUGCCCCAGCCCAUUUCUUAAAUGCCUGGUCAAGAGGGAAGUCCUGAGCUGCUCUGCUAGCAAGAGAUAUCCUCAUUAACUUGUCAAGGGUCGAAACUGACAACUUACUUCUCAGGCAUGUCUUGAUGAUGUGCUUGCUGAAGCCUCUCUCACAAUCGACCGUGGACACUGGGGCUAAUAAAAACCCACCGACCGCUUCUGCUUCUUCAUGGCUAUGUUGGCUGCAUCUCUUGACCCCCUAAUGGUUCGAUUACCAGAGUCUACUAGAGAGUGCAGGUAGCCAAGAAACAAGGAUAGGUCUUCCCUGCAACUCUCAAAACCUAAACUACAUAGGUAUUCAGCUGCUACCUCAACAUCACUUACCUUGUCAUCCUUCCUGACUGUGGGGUUGAAGAUGUUGCUCAGGGCAGUCAGUAUAGCUGCAUCAUCGUUGUCUACAAACCUGUCAUGUAUAGUCCCGAUCAUGGCUGCUGAAAAAGACUUGGCUAUACUUACUGCCUCUUUGCGUUGUUUCCCACUCAGAGGCCAAGUGAAAAUGGCAAUGUGCAAACAGCAUAAAACCAGAACAGCCUGCGAGUAAUUCGCAGUCUGUUCAGGUUUUAUUCUGUUUGCUACUCAUCAGUAUCUAAGGGUUGGAAAUGAAGCCUUUAAAAUUUAAAUCUAGUAAGAACGUUCUUUAAUUAAAUUUGACUUUCUGAGGGACUACAAAUGUGUGAAAACACGUAUCUAAGUGGUAAUUGGUUAAAGGACUGAAAUGCUGUUGAAAAUGGUGAAACAUCUAACAAACAAAUGUUAUGAGGUUUGAUAAAAAUUAUUUCUUAUGAAAUCCAUGAAUAUGCAAUAACCUAAGAAAACGUACAGUUUUAAACAACAACAUCUCAUAGUAUAUAUGUCUUAAUCUAGUAUUAUAUGUAGACAUAUACAUAUGAUGAUGAGAAAAACAAACAUGUACCAUCAGUGUCUAUAAAAGAUUAUGUGUAGGUACAUAAUAUACAUAUUAACCAUUCUUGCCUAUCAGUAUUAGGAUUGCAUCAUGUAUUAUGUACAAAAAAUGCAUGGACAGACUAUGAGCUAAUUUUGGUAGCAUAAACCUUUUGCAUGUUUUUAACCAGGUUUUCCGAAGGAAAAAACUGGUUAUUAGAUUGGCAAAUGCGGGCGGGCUGGCUGGCUGGCUGGCGGGCUGGCUGGCGGGCGGGCGGAACAAGCUUGUCCGGGCCAUAACUAUGUCGUUCAUUGUCAGAUUUUAAAAUCAUUUGGCACAUUUGUUCACCAUCAUUGGACGGUGUGUCGCGCGAAAUAAUUACGUCGAUAUCUCCAAGUUCAAGGUCACACUUUGAGUUCAAAGGUCAAAAAUGGCCAUAAAAGAGCUUGUCCUGGCCAUAACUAUGUCAUUCAUUGUGAGAUUUUAAAAUCAUUUGGCACAUUUGUUCACCAUCAUGGGACGGUGUGUCGCACGAAAGAAUCACGUCAAUAUCUCCAAUGUCAAGGUCGCCACGACUAAAAAUAGAUUUAAAAGAAAAAAAAAUUACAAAGGGGGUUAAUUUUGUUUGUUCAUUUCAAAAGUUCAGUUUGAGUUUUCUCCCUUUAUCAGAUUUUUUUUUCACAAUGAAAACCUGGUUUUGUGACAAUUUUGUCCCUUGUUUAUCUCUGUGAGUCUGUUUGUUUGUCACUUGGUCCCGAAUCUUGUAUUUUAAAGACCUCUUCAACUUCUGGAUUGAUCUUGCUAAAACAUUCAAAGUUAAAUGACCUUUAUGUAUAGAUGCAGAUCUUCAAUAAAGGAUUUUGUAAGCAAUGAUUUUUAGCACAGUUAUGGGCUUUUGUAUUUUUUACAUAGAAUAUAUAGUUGCCUUAAGCUUCAAUUACUGGAUGCAUGGUGCUAAAACUUUCAAAGUUCAAUGAAGUUCAUGUGUAGAUGAUUGUAAAGAAAGGAAAUGGUGGUUGCAAACAGUUAGGCAGAAUUAUGGCUUUUUGUACAUUUUUCUACUAUGGAAUAUAAAAUAGUCCCAAAAUUUCGUCUUUUCAAGUUGUUUAAUUACUUGUUGGAUCUCGCUCAAACAUUUACCUUUGAAUGUGUAGAUGAUAAUAAAGAAAUAAUUUUGACUGUAACCAGUUUUGGCCUUAUUGUAUAUUUUUCCUGUAGAACAUUAAAGUUGAUUUGUUUGUGUACAGGAUGUGUUAGCAUCAGUGAAGCAUCAGUGUCUGUAACACAUUCCUAGUUGUACAAGUUAAGCUGCAAAUGUAUUCAACAAACACUGUAAGGGCAUUUUGUUAUUCACAAAUCUUAACAUGCCAUAAUUUGUGUUUCUCUGAUUUCCUAUAGAUCACCACAAUUUGUGUUUCUCUGAUUUCCUAUAGAUCACCACAAUUUGUGUUUCUCUGAUUUCCUAUAGAUCACCACAAUUUGUGUUUCUCUGAUUUCCUAUAGAUCACCACAACUUGUGUUUCUCUGAUUUCCUAUAGAUCAAUUGUAGUCGUGCUCUGGGAAAGCCAGGCUUAAUACAUACCGGUAAGCAUAAAAGUAUUGUCCAAGAUUAGCUUGUGCAGUUUGAUAGGCUGAGCAGUGACAACACUUUCCGCUAUUAUGGAAUUAUUUGUAGAAAAUAGUUGUCACAUGCAUGAAACUUGGUUUUUCCAGUGGCUCAUGUAUUUUCUCAUUUGCUUAACAGUUACUGUGGCAUUAAAAUAAAAGUUUAACAGAACUUUACAUGACAUUUAUGUUUGAAUGGAUCUCCGUGGUAGCAAUAAGCACAAGCCCCAAUACAUUUUAUUGACAUUUUGCCCGAAUGUAAUAAACAUUUUUUUUAGGACAGGUUAAUAAAGAUAUUUUUCAAAAUCAGACCAUGACUGGUAUUUAAUGGCAAUAUGUUAAUUAGUGAAUAUAUGGAUUUGCCUAAUCAUGAAGUUGUACAAAUGUGUUUUUGUAAUCAUUUUAUUUUGAAUAGGGAAUGCAAUAUUUUUCUGUAUAGCUUGAAAAGCAUCUUGUUGAACAAGAUGUUAAUUAAAUACUUAUUCCCCAUACUUCAUCAAGGAGGGGCAUAUAGAUUGACCUAAUUCUGUCCAUCCCUUUCCCUUGUCCAUAAUUAUGUCCAUCCCUUGCCCUUGUCCAUAAUUAUGUUCAUCCCUUGCCCUUGUCAAUCCAUUGCCCUUGUCCAUAUUUAUGUUCAUCCCUUGCCCCUGUCAAUCCCUUGACCUUGUCCAUUAGUCUGUCCAUCCUUUGCCCUUUUCCAUAAUUCUAUAAUAAGGGAUAACUAAGCAAACAUCAACUUACAUGUGAACUUGUGCUCCUCCAUAUUUAGGUUUGGAUAUUUUUGACAUUACAAGAGUUACGGACCCUUUUAAGCAGAUUUUUGUCUCUCUUGUGUAACUUACAAAGAAUAGCCACUAAUGGCUGAAACUUUACAAACACAUUAAACAGCAAUUAACUUGCACUGCUCUUGAUUAAGGUUCACAAGUUUUUGACAGAACUUAAGUUUUGGCCCAAUGUUUGUAUGAAAGUUUCCUUUUUUUUCAUUUGUGUUGCAUGUUACUUAAAAAGUAUUGAUGCUAGAGGGCUGAAACAUGUUAUUUUUCAUGUAAACUGGUUUGCCUCCAUACUUUGCUUUGGAUUUUUUUGUCAAAAUUGGAGUUGUGGCCCCAUUUAAUGCAAAAAAAUAAGUUUGUUAAUUUGUGUUGCCCAUAACUCUAAAAAUGUUGCUGCUAAAUAGCUGAAACUUUACAAGCAUCUUAACCCAUCAUUUGAAGUUGCACACCUUCAUUCUUUUAUUAGGUUAUAUUUUACACAAACCUAAGUAUGCAGUUUUAUUUCACAAUAAACAUACUUUCUUAUUUGUGUAUAUAACAUCAAACCUAAAAGUACAUGUAUAUAAGAACAAAUCUUUUCAUAAUUAAUGUCAUUUCACAUGGUGUAAAUAUGUACAAGGCAAACAUAAAAAAUUACCCAAUGGUAUUAUUCUACGUUUCUGGUCACUGACAAAUAUUAAUGUUUAAAAAAAUAAUAUUUUUUUAACAAAAUUGAUUUAUGCUUGAAUUUGUAUAAUAAUGCUUGUCAAAAUGAUAGACAAUCUCAAUUUGUUUUUGCCAGCAGGGUGCUUUAGCUGAAUUAUAUUUUAUUUAAAUAAUUGUUGUUUAUUGUAUGGUUGUUUGUCCCUUUUCAGUGUGUUCUUAUUAGUCUUCCAUUAACACAUAACAUAAGCAAAUUGAACAAUUGACAGACUUAAAAGUCCGAAUAUACUUCAUUUUGUAGACUCUGUUUAACCUGUUGGUAGUUUAAAACACAUUUACCUUCCUGUUACAGUGAUCUCAAGUGCAAUACUAAUAGUUGACAAAGCUAAAGGUACAUAUCAGUAUGUUACAUGUAACUUGGGUAAAAUUAAGUCUGAACAUCUUUAAUUAAGCUUAUGAAGAUUAUCGUGCAAUUUGCAUUUGUAAAGAAUUUUAUCAAUAAUAGAAUUUAUAGUGCAUUCCUAAUUUAAUAACAUACAUGUAGUGUCAAAUAACGAUGUCUUAAAUAUUGUUUAUGCAGGUUGUAAGCUUGUUGAUCAAUUACAUGGUUUUGCAUUUUUAUGAACUUUAAGAGAAAUUAUAAGUCUGUGUUGUAUAUUGUGUGGUUGAUGAAUAUAAAUAUUUUGUUUUUUGCUGUAUUGAAAAGCUUUCAAAAAUAAUAAAGGUGCUUUUUUGUAUUGAA
This is a messenger RNA of Dreissena polymorpha, 9717 nucleotides long. RefSeq names its product chondroitin sulfate glucuronyltransferase-like. Lineage: Eukaryota; Metazoa; Mollusca; Bivalvia; Myida; Dreissenidae. Gene Ontology annotation, cellular component: Golgi cisterna membrane. The transcript has 6 exons. The coding region runs from base 416 to 2902 and encodes 828 amino acids. The record is from RefSeq and is a predicted model, not a curated record. Gene Ontology annotation, molecular function: glucuronosyl-N-acetylgalactosaminyl-proteoglycan 4-beta-N-acetylgalactosaminyltransferase activity.